UCCUGGAAGAUGGAGGGCGUUAAGUCAGCUGCCCCCUUCCCACCUGGCGUACCGCAGCCCCUCCGUGGCGGGGUGCGGGGCCAGCCGGGAGCCGUCGCAGCCGGCUGGGAGGUCGCUGUCAGGGAAGCUGCAGUUUCUCUUCAGGUGGAAUGCCUCCUGUUCCUCAAGUGGCUCAACAGAUUAGCCAUGAGCAAAAUCAACAGCAAAAUGGACCACACUUGUCAAGUUUGCAUAGUUCCUUACCUCCUCCACACGGCAGGAAUUCAGCUUUUCUUCAGCAGGUGCAACCAGCAGGCCGUGAUAAGAAGCAUGUGAUUUUGGUCCCAACUCCAGUUCCCAUACAACAACAGGAAAAUGAAAUUCUGCAGAGGAUAACAGCACUGAGGAAAGAAGGUUUAUGGUCUCUAAAACGUUUGCCCAAACUCCAAGAGACCCCACGGCACAAAUCACACCAUGAUUAUCUUUUGGAAGAAAUGCAGUGGAUGGCAACUGAUUUUGUUCAAGAAAGGAGAUGGAAGAUGAUAACUGCCAAGAGACUCAUUUUAAGCGUGGCUUGUCAUCACAAUGAUAUGAUACUUCAUAAGGAAACAUGCAAGAAAAGAGAGGAGAAGAAACUGAGGGCUGUUGCUGCUUUUACUGCUAGAGAAAUUGAACAUUUUUGGUCUACCAUUAAACAGGUAGUACAUUUGAAAAUGCAAGUAGAGUUAGAAGAGAGGAGGAAGAAAGCAUUAAACUCACAGAACACCUCAAAAAAAGAAAUAAGAGACUCUUUGAAUACGGAAGAUAGCCUUCAGAAGGAAGUGGUACUUCCAGAUCUUCUCCCAUCUACUGUGGAGAAAUACAUGGCAGAUUUAGCUGAUGUUGCUGCUGCUGCAGAAGCAUUGUUACCCAAAGACAGUGCUCAAAUCACAACAGUAGUAAAAAGUGGUACGCUCUCCUUACUACGUGGCGCUCUCAGAGAUUAUCAAAAGACUGGAUUGGAGUGGUUGGCAAAGCUGUAUAAGAUGAAUCUCAAUGGCAUUCUGGCUGAUGAAGCUGGACUUGGAAAAACAGUGCAAGUUGUUGCUUUUUUUGCACACCUGGCAUGUAAUGAAGGUAACUGGGGUCCUAUUCUUGUUGUUUCACAAAACUUUAGCGUGCUGAAGUGGGAGAUUGAACUGAAACGCUGGUGUCCAGCUUUGAAAAUUCUUCUGUAUCUUGGGAACCCAGGAGAACUUUUUUUAAAAAGUCAGGAAUGGACUGGCCCCAACAACUUUAAUGUAUGCAUUACCUCCUGCAAGCAAUUCUUUAAAGACUAUGAAGCAUUCAUGAAAGUACAAUGGAGGUACCUAGUUUUAGAUGAGAGGCAGAAUGGUAAUAAUCUGACAGAGAAGCACUGGGAUGCAAUAUUCAAUCUGCAGAGUUACUGUCUGAAAUAA
Messenger RNA from Tyto alba (common barn owl), 1418 nucleotides. Its product is annotated as E1A-binding protein p400-like. The record is from RefSeq and is a predicted model, not a curated record. Gene Ontology annotation, cellular component: Swr1 complex. The transcript has 9 exons. Lineage: Eukaryota; Metazoa; Chordata; Aves; Strigiformes; Tytonidae. Bases 150 to 1418 code for a protein of 422 amino acids. Gene Ontology annotation, molecular function: histone binding; ATP binding; ATP hydrolysis activity.